Capronia coronata CBS 617.96 is the source of this 2781-nucleotide messenger RNA. RefSeq lists its product as uncharacterized. NCBI's taxonomy places the organism in Eukaryota, Fungi, Ascomycota, Eurotiomycetes, Chaetothyriales, Herpotrichiellaceae. The coding region runs from base 1 to 2781 and encodes 926 amino acids. The record is from RefSeq and is a predicted model, not a curated record. Gene Ontology annotation, cellular component: mediator complex. Gene Ontology annotation, biological process: positive regulation of DNA-templated transcription. The transcript has a single exon.
AUGGAUCACCCUGGCGACUUCGCUCCGGAGGCUUUCUUCGAUCAGAAUUCUAUGCACCAGAUUCAGCACAUCAACCCUACAACAGAACUUGGAUCCGUACCGAAUGUCGCCCUACCCCCAAACCUCACUGUCAUCGAGCAAUUGCAUCGCCGAUGGUAUUCCGGCUGCCUCGAACGCAUAGCCUGGUCGAGACAUGGGAAUAUUGCCAGCAUCUCCGACGAUGGUUCCACCGUCUAUCUCGAGUGUCUUCGGUACAGCCACGAUGCCAAGGCAUGGCAACUCAACGAUAGACAUGCCCUGACCACUAUUUUUGAGGAUGCUGUGAACCUCAGUUGGAGUGCGACGGGAGGCGAACUGGCCGUCGUCGACCUGAAAGGGAGAACUUGGGUCUACCACACCUCCCUUGUCGCCAUUAAUCGCUUGAUCUUGGCUCGUCGAGGAGAUCUGGACGAGCCAAGUGAACUGUCUCAACCCGUCGGUGUAACAUGGCUCAAUCAAGACCGGCAAGAAAGGCUUAGGAAUGUCGUGACGCUUGCCACAAAGGCCGACUCUCGAUGGGUUCACAAUAACGCCAGGGCGAAACCACUCGGCCCCUACUGGCACCGAGCCAUUCUGGUUGUGCACCGCAGUGGUCUUCUCACAUUGUGUUUCCAGAGAGGGGAUGGUCAAUAUACCAAAGUCACCAAGCAUCUGUCGCCCUCUGAAGACAUUUUGUACAGCCAUGCCAGCUUUGCCCCAACGUUGGAAGGCAAGAUGUUAGUCGCUCUGCAUUCGUUCAAAGCCUUGAUAUCGGUGUGUCUCAUCUCCUUCGACUGGACCGAAGUCAGACAAGCGGUUGAGGGGCUUCCAGCCAUCAAUGUCGAGUACGCCCCUAGCAAGGUGUCAUCGCAACCAGCCGGGUCUUCCACGCUGGGGGACAUGUAUGAUCCAGACUCCUGGCGUCUUACUCAUCUAGAGGUCGUGCAAAGUCCAGACAUGGAAAAGGCGGCUCAGACACCUCCAACAAUUCUGGCCAUUUCUUCAGGCGUCAACAAGGCAGUUAGCAUAGUCGAUCACGGCUAUCUGGUUUCAAGCAUGAUUAAAAGAUGGGCUGUGACUUCGGUCGAGCAAAAGCUGCAUCCCCGAUUCGCCGAGUUACCAUCAAAAGGCUCCAGCAAGGUCGGAUCACCCUCCACCUACGCUCUGCAACGUCGCGCAGACAAAGAGGAGCAGGUGAUUACCACGGUCCAUCACGUAGAUGGCUAUCCAGCACUCGUGGUAACGACGCAGGAAGGUCGAACGGACUUUUUGAGCUCGGAGGACUUGUCCCCCGUCUCAUUUGCUGCCUCAGCAACGGAAACCUCUUCCAUGUCCCAAGCAGGCUUCGUGUUCCCAUUCGUACCGAAUGCCGUUUGUUCGAGUUUCUCACCCAGUGCUUGUGUCAAGGCGGACCUUAUGCAGGAUGGGAAGACCCAAAUCGUCACCAUGGAACACCAAGUAGCACAAGUGCAAAUGCAAUCGCAGCAGUCACCAGAUCCCAAUGCUGAUGUGGCCAUUGCUGCUCUGAAUCUGACAUUUGCACGAGCCUGUUGGACGAAUUCGACUUGCGACGACGUGCUGAUGUGUGCUUUACACAGUAUACCGACUGCCAUUACGCCCACCAUCGUCUCGGGCAUGUAUCGGAGUCUCUUCCGUGACAACGAAUUUGUGCACGAGAAGACACCCGGUUCGGAGCUUGAAAAAUUGUUUCACAAACAGGUCAUGGGGCGAGUCAUGGCUUACCACGCAUGCCUCGUUGCCAAUUGCCCACAGCUUCCCUCCAUUGCUCCAACUGAGGGGAGAAAGGGCUGGUCUUUAAGUGCGCAGUGGGCAUGGGUUGCGAACAACAUACGCCACACGGCGACUCUGCUCUUCAUGAACUUGAAAGAAGUACAAAAUCUGAACGUUGUCAUGACCGAGGAUUUCACCGACAUGCUCUGCUCUAAUAUUAGAUGGGGAUUGUCGGUCGUCCGAUUCAUCAUCAGCACAAUUCUGGAAGUGGGUGACAGAGAGACAAAUCCCGAAAUGUUCGACGACAAGGACAUUGGACGCUUAGGAGAUACCAAGGGUGAUGGCAGCCAGGGGCUGGUCGCCCUUCUCAUAAAUAUACAUUGCUCUCGCCAAUUUCUUGUUGCAUUUGUCAGGGCUGUGAGAGCUUACGCCAAAGGCACGGAACCGAAAACACCACAUCACGUUCAAGUGCUUCAGUGUAUUCAGCAGCAAACCACCAACAAAGGAAUCAGCUUUCAGGCCAUUGAAGCACUACUGGAAUAUCGCUGGUCCGGGCCAGGCGACAUCGAAGGUGACAUUCCUGGAACUGCUACCAGACAGCUCGACAUGAUGGCGACAGGCAUCGUCCACGAAGCGUAUCAAGGAACGAUCAAAGUCUUAUUGAACAAGCUGUUCAACAGUCCAGUCGGGUUACGGGCGAAAAUGCUGAUCGAUCGACUGAAACUCUUUACGGACCAGGUCGACAUCGAGUAUGUGUUUUUGAACCAAGACAUACUCGGUCAUCAAAGUGAUGGGUCCAAGACGUCCUCCGUCGUCUAUGAUGUCCACCGCAAGAAGCCGAUAUUGAAAGGCGCACCGGAUCCGAGUGGCACAGGCGUGCUCAUGGUUCGCCGGUGCAUGAGAUGUGGCAGUUUCAAUGAGGAUAUCAGCGUCUCACCGCGUGAUUGGCCAAGACAAGUCGCCGGGCUUCUGGCGAGAUGUGUCUGCGAUGGGCAUUGGGCUCUCGAGCCCUGGGAGCGUAGCGGCAACUGA